Aureobasidium namibiae CBS 147.97 is the source of this 1923-nucleotide messenger RNA. RefSeq names its product phenol 2-monooxygenase. The coding region runs from base 1 to 1923 and encodes 640 amino acids. Gene Ontology annotation, molecular function: FAD binding. Lineage: Eukaryota; Fungi; Ascomycota; Dothideomycetes; Dothideales; Saccotheciaceae. The transcript has 3 exons. The record is from RefSeq and is a predicted model, not a curated record.
AUGUCUUCGAGUACUUCGGAGGUUGACCUCCUCAUCAUCGGGGCUGGUCCUGCGGGACUGAUGGCUGCCGCUUGGGCAAGCUCAUGCAAGCUCAAUGCCAGGAUCAUCGACGAAAAAGACGCAAGAGUCAGGACUGGUCAAGCGGAUGGUCUGCAUUGCAGGACUCUCGAGAUCAUGGACAGCUUCGGCAGUCCAAGCAUUGCUCAUGAGAUUCUAGGACAGGCUUGUGUGAUCAAGGAGAUCAGCUCAUGGGCAUGGUACGAAGAUUGUAUCGAAAGAUCAGAGUCAAUACGAUCGGGUGAGGAAGAUUUGCUUGGCAGUCGGUAUCCUCAAGUGAGUCUCUGUCAAGGCAGUGUCGAACAAGCCUUUCUCAAUUUCCUGGAACGAGAUGGCGACUCGAUACGGAUUGAACGAAACUUGACUCCAUUGAGGCUCCAUGUUGAUCAAGCACAAGUUGGAGACCACCAUGCGUAUCCUGUUGAAGUUCAUGUACAACAAUUGAGAGAUGAUGAGCUAGCCUCUCCUGACCAGAUAUCGGAUUCGAAGAUGACCGCCGUGGAGAUCGUUCGGGCAAAAUAUGUCCUGGGAACCGAUGGUGCGCACAGCUGGACGCGAAAGGCUCUAGGUCUGAGAAUGGAAGGCGACAGAACGAACAAGCACUUCGCAGUCAUGGAUCUUAUUCCGCUCUCAGACUUCCCAGAUAUCAGAAUCUCCUGUGUCAUUCACUCUUUAUCAGGCAGCAUCAUGACUCUGCCACGAGAAGGAGGUCUUGUGCGAUUCUACGUUCAGUUGGGAGAGUCCUCUAUUACAGGGCGCGACUUUGACCGCAGUACAGUGUCUGCCGACGACAUCAUCAAGAUAGCUCGGAAGAUCAUGCAUCCUUACACUCUGGACUAUGAUCACUGCGACUGGUUUUCUGUCUACACGGUCGGUCAAAGGCUUGCAGAAAUCUUCAGCCACCAUGACCGAGUCUUCCUAGCUGGUGAUGCCGUACAUACACACUCGCCGACCAUGGGUGCAGGUAUGAAUGUCUCCAUGCAGGACAGCUACAAUCUGGUCUGGAAGAUUGUCACCGCCAUCCGCACUGGAAAUAGAAGUAUCCUCGCGACCUACAACACUGAACGUCUCGCUGUUGCCAAAGAACUUAUGGUCAAGGACCGCGCCAUGUCUGAUUUCUACUGUGAUGGCCCAUCUGUGAACUCAAAAAGCUAUCAAAAAUUCCGAGAGGACUUUCGGGACUUUGUCAGCGGGGUUGCCGUACAGUACAGUCCGACUAUCUUGACGUCCCCUGUAGAGAAAGACCCCCCAGAACACAAGGAUAUACAGCAACCACACCGACAAAAAAUCAGUUCCAUGCCCUCACUUGCGACCAAUCUCGUGCUGGGUCAACGCAUUCCCUCUUACCUCGUUACCAAUCACUUCACAGCCGAAGUCGUUCACCUCCAUAGUGCUCUGAAAAGCACCGGACACUGGCGUAUCCUCCUCUUUCCUGGCACCUUCAGUGGUCGUUACGUAUUUGAGCGAUAUUGUGACCUGGGUCAACGUCUCGAAGCUCCCAACUCAUUCGUUCGCACCUGCACACCAAUUUCUGCUCCGAUUGACUCGAUUAUCGAAGUCUUGACAAUUCACACCGACGACAGAAAUGAUUUUGAUGCCUUGAGCUUACCAAACAUCUUUCAUCCUUGGCGUGCAGAUAAGGGACACCAGUAUUGGAGGAUUUUUGCUAAAGAUAAUGAUCAAGGAGAGGAUGUGUAUAAGGCUUUCGGCAUCUAUGAGAGGAUCGGGUGCGCGGUUGUUGUUCGUCCUGAUCAGCAUGUUGCUUAUAUUGGUGACUUGUGGGAUCUAGAGAGUCUCGGGAGAUUCUUUGAGAACAUUCUUGCGCUGAAGAAUGAUGAGAGAGAUAGGAAGGGUGUAAAUGUCUGA